Salvia splendens (bonfire salvia) is the source of this 2664-nucleotide messenger RNA. RefSeq names its product endoribonuclease Dicer homolog 2. The coding region runs from base 234 to 2468 and encodes 744 amino acids. Gene Ontology annotation, molecular function: ribonuclease III activity; RNA binding; protein binding. The transcript has 9 exons. The record is from RefSeq and is a predicted model, not a curated record. Gene Ontology annotation, biological process: siRNA processing. Lineage: Eukaryota; Viridiplantae; Streptophyta; Magnoliopsida; Lamiales; Lamiaceae. Gene Ontology annotation, cellular component: cytoplasm; nucleus.
AGUUACAUAAUACUCCUAAUUCAAAAAAACAAAAAAUUGGGCCCAUAACUCUCCAUCAUCUUCAAUUCCUUGUUCCUUCCUUUGGAAGUCUUCACUUUUCAGUUACAUAAAUACUCCGUAUUGUUGGGUUUCUUUGCUAGCGCUCCAACGUUUUUCUGAUCACUUCUUUGUCUGCUGAGGUAUGAAAAAAUGAGAGAGAGAGAGAGGGAGGGAGAAGGAAAGAAGAUAUCAAUAUGGCUAUAGACGAGCAGGAUAGAUAUUUUCCAGAAGAGUUGAUUGGGUAUCACAAUGAUGAGUCCAAGAUGCCUUAUUACUGCUAUCUGUUCGAGUUAAAGCCAAAUUUUCAGUAUGAUGUAAAGCCUCAGAACAUUGUCCUGGCUGUUCAUAAGAUGUUAAAUAGAGAUCUUGGAGAAUUUGGCUUCGAUUUAAACGCUGAUAGGGGAAAGAUGAUUGUGAAUGUGAACCUAGUUGGAAAGCUUACACUAACUCCCAGUGAGGUUGCACUCUGUCAGCAAUUUCAAGUCAAACUUUUCAAUCUUCUUCUCAAACGUAACUUAGACAAGCUUCAUGAAGAGGAUGCACAUUCUAGAGGAGAUGGUUCAGCAGUGUUUAAUUAUCUACUUAUCCCUGCUCUGGGCUCACGUCAUGACCUAUCUAUUGAUUGGAGAUGCAUUAGUUCAGUUCUAUACCAAAAGAAUGCUGCUUUCGCUGAUCAUUCCAAAUGCUCAAGUGCAGUCCACACGAAGAACGGCUUGGUGUGUCAUUGCAUGAUAGAGAAUUCGUUAGUUUUUACUCCCCAUAAUGGCUUCCUGUAUUGCGUAAAUGGCACAUUGGACGGUGUUCGUGGAGAUACGUACUUUACUCCGAAAGACAAGGAAUCUGUUACUUAUAAAGCGUAUUAUAAGGAGAAGCAUGACAUAAGUCUGGAAUAUGAGCAGGAGAAUCUUCUAUGUGGCAAGCACAUAUUCACUGUGCAUAAUAACCUCCGGCGAUGCCAGACUCAAAAUAAGAAAGAACCGAGUUAUAGCUCAUGUGAAUUACCACCCGAGAUUUGCUUAAUCAUGAUGUCACCUAUAUCAAUUUCUACGAUUUAUUCUUUUACAUUUCUUCCGUCUCUUAUGCAUCGUAUCGAGUCACUUGCUGUAGCUUCCAACUUGAAAAGUAUACCUCUCGGUGGGACAACAAAUGUUGAAAUUCAAGCAAUCAAGGUGUUGGAAGCGCUCACAACGAAGGAAUGCCAAGAGGAGCUUCAUUUGGAAUCUUUGGAGACUCUCGGAGAUUCGUUCCUCAAAUAUGCUGCUACUCAGCAGCUAUUCAAAACACAUCAAAGUCGAGACGAGGGGCUUCUUAGCCUUAAAAGGGAGCGAGUCAUUUGCAAUGCUUCAUUGUGCAAACUUGGAUGUGACCGCAAGAUUCCGGGCUUCAUCCGGACUGAGCCAUUUGAUCUCAAGACAUGGGCGAUACCUGGAGUCCCUUGUGGUUUCAGUGUAUUGAAAGAAGAACAGAUGUCUACAUCUGGAAAAGUCUACACUGGAAGAAGAAGACAGAUCAAAAGCAAAACCGUUGCAGAUGUUGUUGAAGCCCUAAUCGGUGCAUUUCUAAGCGCCGCAGGUGAAGUAGCAGCCCUAUCCUUCAUGGUGUGGCUCGGUAUCGAAGUUAACUUUGAGAUCGUGCCUUACACGAAGACGUUCGUCAUAAAUCCUGGCAUGCACGUAAAUAUCGGAUAUAUAGAGUCCCUUAUGGGAUACAAGUUUCAGGACGCGUCCCUCUUGGUCGAAGCGUUGACUCACGGCUCAUAUAUGCGGCCUGAGAUCCCCACCUGCUACCAGCGGCUGGAGUUUCUCGGGGACGCAGUGCUAGAUUAUCUUAUCACGGUUCAUCUAUAUCACAAUUAUCCCGGCCUCUCACCCGGGCUGCUUACUGAUCUAAGGUCAGCGUCUGUGAAUAAUGAUUGUUAUGCUCUAUCAGCCAUCAAGGCCGGAUUGCAUAACCAAGUCCUUCAUCUCUUGCCCGAUCUUCACCGGCAUGUAGCUGAGACUGUUGACAAGGCUGAGGAUUUACGGUUGGUCGAGACUUUCGGGUGGGAAUCCGAGGCGAAUCUCCCGAAGGUGCUUGGAGAUGUCAUCGAAUCUUUAGCUGGUGCCAUCUAUGUCGACUCGGGGCAUGACAAGGAAACUGUUUUCCAGUGUAUGAAGCCCCUGCUCGAUCCCUUGGUCACACCGGAGACGCUUAGGAUCCACCCAAAAAGGGAACUGAUCCAACUGUGCCAGCAGGAAAAUUAUACAAUGCGGAAGACUCAAAUUUCCAGGCAUGCGGACGACGGGCUGGCACAUGCUUCGGUGGCAGUCGAAGCUUGUGGUGUUGUGCACGAGGAAACGCGGUCUGCUAAAAACCGCAAACUGGCUGAAAGACUGGCCUGCAAAGCUGUUCUCAAAACUCUCAAGGAAAUCUUGACUGCAGAUUCUUGAUCCAACCCCAACUUCACUCAGAUUUUUUAACCUUCAACUAGAUUUUCAAUCAUCAUGGAUGAUGGUUUUAAAAUCUUUGAAGUUAUAUAUAUAUAUAUAUAUUUAUCUUGAGCUUGUGUUAGUUGAUUGAUGAUUGUAAAGAUCAGGAUUAUAACAUAAUGAACAAUGAUGACAAGACAAACGAGAGGGGAAACAA